AUGUUCUUUGACUUGAACGUUCCGUACAGUCAAGAUGACCCGGAAGCGCUGAACACAUUGAAUUUCCUCGCCGAACUUGGGUACACAACCGUCGCCUUGUCACAGACAGUCACGGGCAAGCUGCCUACAAGCUUGACUCCACCGACACUGCCUUCGAAUGCUCCAAAGUCGCUACAGUUGCUCACACGUCUCAAUCUUACGCUCUCCGACACCGCGCAGAACCAGAGACUGAACAACCUGACGCAAGCAUACGAUAUCGUCGCUUUACGGCCCACAAAUGAGAAGACCCUUCUCAAUGCUUGCACCACACUCGAAUGCGACAUGAUAUCGCUAGAUCUGUCAGUACGGCUGCCUUUCCAUUUCAAAUUUAAAAUGCUAUCGGCUGCCUUGUCUCGCGGUAUUCGGUUGGAAAUUUGCUAUGGUCCAGGUGUCACGGGAAGUGGAUUCGACGCACGCCGCAAUCUGAUCGGGAACGCGAUGUCACUGAUCAGAGCUACACGGGGUGGCCGAGGCAUCAUCGUUUCGAGUGAGGCCCGACGCGCUCUGAGUCUGCGGGCACCAUGGGACGUCAUCAACCUGACCUGCGUCUGGGGAUUGUCGCAAGAGCGUGGAAAAGAGGCGAUUUGUGAAGAAGCUAGGAAAGUUACGGCCUUGGCAAAGCUGAAGCGUACCAGCUGGCGUGGCAUCGUUGACAUUGUUCAUGGCGGAGAGAAAGUGGCAAUCGACAAUGCGAACCCAAAGUCCAAAGGCGAAAAGAAAACCUUCGCCAGCAAAGAAUCUGAUAACACACCUGACUCAUUGAAGAGGAAGGCAUCCUUGGGCUCCGAAGCUGCUGUCGAACCCGAGAAGCCUCUGUCUAAGCGGGAAAUGAAACGCCGAGCCAAGAAGGCUCGACUCGAACCACAAGCCGCGGAUGCGAGCUGA
Penicillium diatomitis is the source of this 924-nucleotide messenger RNA. RefSeq names its product ribonuclease P subunit p30 family protein. Bases 1 to 924 code for a protein of 307 amino acids. The record is from RefSeq and is a predicted model, not a curated record. NCBI's taxonomy places the organism in Eukaryota, Fungi, Ascomycota, Eurotiomycetes, Eurotiales, Aspergillaceae. Gene Ontology annotation, cellular component: nucleolar ribonuclease P complex. The transcript has 2 exons. Gene Ontology annotation, biological process: tRNA processing. Gene Ontology annotation, molecular function: RNA binding.